This is a messenger RNA of Gastrolobium bilobum, 1639 nucleotides long. Its product is annotated as proline-rich protein 4-like. Bases 26 to 1639 code for a protein of 537 amino acids. The record is from RefSeq and is a predicted model, not a curated record. NCBI's taxonomy places the organism in Eukaryota, Viridiplantae, Streptophyta, Magnoliopsida, Fabales, Fabaceae. The transcript has 2 exons.
UAAGGAAUUGUAAUUGCAGUUCCCUAUGCAGAUUUUCACCCGGCGCCAAGGAGCACUUCUGUGCUUCUGGUUGUCUGUGCUUUUUGUGGUUGUAGGCUUUUGCUAUGGAGACCAUAGUAAAGUUGAGGUAGUUGGACUGGGAGAAUGUGCAGACUGCAAAGAGAACAAUAUUAAGACAAGCCAGGCUUUCUCAGGGCUACGUGUAACAGUAGACUGCAAGGCAGCAAAUGGACACUUUAAAACGAGAGGGGUUGGUGAGCUUGAUAAAGAUGGAAACUUCAAGGUAUCCCUUCCUCAUGACAUUGUAAAAGCUGGUGAACUUAAAGAAGAAUGCUAUGCUCAGCUACAUAGUGCAUCAGCUGCACCUUGUCCUGCCCACAAUGGUCUUUAUGACACCAAAAUUGUCAUCAAAUCAAAAACUCAUGAUGACAAACACAUCCUCGGUCCUACAGGGAAACUCAAAUUUUCAUCAGUGACCUGCACUUCAGCAUUUUUUUGGCCUUUCUUCAAUCACGCACCUUUGCCUAAGCUUCCCCUUCCACAUUUCCCCUUCCCUCCUAAAGUCUUUCCACCAUUUCCACCAAAGUUUUUCCCUAAGCACCCUAUCUUUCCUCCUAUACCUAUCUAUAAGAAACCUCUUCCUCCACUUGUGCCUAUAUAUAAGAAACCUCUUCCUCCACCAGUUCCAGUCUACAAGGAACCUCUUCCUCCACCUAUGCCAAUAUACAAGAAACCUCUUCCUCCACCUGUUCCAAUAUACAAGAAACCUCUUCCUCCACCUGUUCCAGUAUACAAGAAACCUCUUCCUCCACCUGUUCCAACAUAUAAAAAACCUCUUCCUCCUCCGGUUCCAAAGGUCAAGAAGCCAUGCCCGCCAAUAUAUAAGAAACCCCUUCCUCCACCUGUUCCAAUAUAUAAGAAACCCCUUCCUCCACUUGUUCCAAUAUAUAAAAAACCCCUUCCUCCACUAGUUCCAAUAUAUAAGAAACCUCUUCCUCCACCAGUUCCAAUAUAUAAGAAACCCCUUCCUCCACCUGUUCCAAUAUAUAAGAAACCCCUUCCUCCACCAGUUCCAAUAUAUUACAAACCUCUUCCUCCACCUGUGCCAAUAUAUAAGAAACCUCUUCCUCCACCAGUUCCAAUAUAUAAGAAACCUCUUCCUCCACCUGUGCCAAUAUAUAAGAAACCUCUUCCUCCACCAGUUCCAAUAUAUUACAAACCUCUUCCUCCACCUGUGCCAAUAUAUAAGAAACCUCUUCCUCCACCAGUUCCAAUAUAUAAGAAACCUCUUCCUCCACCAGUUCCAAAGGUCAAGAAGCCAUGCCCACCAAAGAUUAAGCAUCCACUUCUACCACCAGUUCCAAUCUUCAAGAAGCCACUUCCACCUUCCAUUCCCAUUUACAAGCCGCUUCCUCCUCCUGUUCCAAUUUACAAACCACCAUUGGUUAAACCUCUUCCCCCUUUCCCAAAGUUGCCUCCGUUCAAGAAGCCUCCAUGUCCACCUCUUCCCGAGAUCCCUCCAAAGUACUUUUUCCAUCACCCCAAGUUUGGAAAAUGGCCUCCACUACCUCUAAAGCACUUUUUCCACCACCCCACGUUUGGAAAAUGGCCUCUACCACCUUUUUCUCCUCAUCCAUAG